AUGAUGGAAGAAGAGCGCACAGUGAGGAAUCUCGUCCUCUCCAUUUGCGAGUUUCGGCUCCAAGUUGCUCCGCCGUCCCCACAGCCUGCGAAGCAAACGGCGGGGCGCGUCCCCGGCGGAAGAGUCGGCAGUCAGCUGUUGCUAGUUGGCGCUGUGGGGCCGAACGAGCGAGGCGGCGCCACGCAGCUCUUGAUGCACGGAGGCGCCGACGAGACGCAGUGCUACGAUGAUUUGCAUGCGAUCGAGCUAGAACGCGGCCUCUGGCGCGAACUGAGUGUCGGCGGCUUCUCUAAGCCAAGUGGGGUGUACGGACACUCGAUGCGAGCUUGGAAUGACAAGAUCGUGCUCUUCGGAGGCCUAGCAGCCCAGACAGCACAAGACCUUGCAGAGGCCGGACAGCCUCAAACGUUUCCCUCUCCCUCCUUCAUGGGUCCCCAGAGCACACAGUGGCUGCACAAUCCUCAGCCGAGCAACAGCCUUUUUCUUCUCCAGGUUGACGGCCUGUUUUGGACGCAGCCCGAAGUCGAGGGCGAAGGCCCCACCCCUCGAGCCUUUCACGGCGCCACCAUCUGCAAAGACUUCCUUGUCGUCUUUGGCGGCGCGACCGACGCGCGACUGCAGGAGGUGGGUGAACGUAUUUCCUGGGACGUUUGGGUUGCGACGGUUGGUCUCUCGAAAGACGGGCGCACUGUUACGGUCGUGCUGACGUCUCCGCUGCAGCCUUGCAACGAUCUUCACCUUCUUGACUUGAACCGCAAUACGUGGUACUCGCCGGCUGUCUCUCUCUCUCCGCCCGCGAAGAAGAGGAGAGCUGGAGAAGGCGUCGAGCAAGAGCCUCCUCCAGAGCUCGGCUCUCCACAGGCCUCUUCCGGGGCAGGAGCUGGAGACGAAACCGACGCGCGUCCCCUCAUCAAAGUGUCCGGCGUCGCGCCCUCCCCGCGCAUUGGCCACGCCAUGAUCACUGUCAAGCAGACAGAAAAAAUUCUUCUAUUUGGAGGUGCGGCAGAUGACAACAACUUGUACUGCCUGGACUUCCAGGUGUAUCGACGGCCGAAGCCCGGGGUCUGUGCCAGCAGGCGCUCCGUGGCGGCGGACGGAGAAGACGACGAGAUCGCGGAAAUGUCUCUUUCCUGGUCGCGCAUUGAGACUCACCGUACGGGUCCCGUGAGUCGCGGGUUCUUCACAUUUGCUCAAGUUGGUCCUGGGCGUCUGUUUGUAUUCGGCGGCCAGCCGCUAACUGGAGCGUCGCCCGAUGCCAGCAGCCCCGCGGAUCUGUACGUUCUCAAUCUGAAGACCCAUCAGUGGCAAAAGCCGCUCUACGAAGGUCAGCUGUCUCUGCGGGCGGAAGCAGCCGCGGUACUCCACGACAAGUUGAUUGUCUUUGGAGGCGCGCGGGUCUCGCCGAAGGCGCAAGCGCCGAGUGCGCCGCCAGCCGACGGCCAGAGUGAGGCGAGUUCUCAUCCACCGAAACCCGACGCUUUAGGCGACGAAGCUGCAAGCGCCCUCGCAUCUGUGCUAGGUGUAGGCAGUUCCUGUCGCGUGAGCAAGAAGCUGUUCUUCCUCAACGUCCUCGAAAUCAAAGAGGGCUCUGCAGACGGCGAAUUCAAAUUCAAGCUCGUCACUGUCGGCGACUCGGGCGUCGGCAAGUCCUGUCUCCUCAUGCGGUUCGUGCAGGACCAGUACUCGGCCUUCCACGUCUCGACAAUAGGCGUCGAUUUCAAAUCGGUUCUGACAAUGGUCAAGGGCAAAGUGUGCACUUUGCAGCUGUGGGAUACCGCAGGCCAAGAACGCUUUAGCGGCGUGACAGGCAACUACUAUCGCAACGCCGACUGUUUCAUUCUUGUCUUCGACAUGACGCGAAGAAGUUCCUUCCUCCACAUCGACAACUGGAUCAAACAAAUCAAAGAACAUCACGAGUGUGGCCCAUCGACGAUGAUGCUAUUGAUCGGCAACAAGGCGGACCUGACUGCCUCCUUGCAAGUCACCGAGCGAGAAGCGCAGCAAUGUGCAGACCAAAUUGGUGCCAUCUACAUCUCCACUUCAGCAAAGACUUCGGCAAAUGUCGACGCCGCAUUUCUCGCGGCUGCGGCCAAGUUGGUGGAGAUGCGUCGCCGAGCAGCGGCAGCCCAUCACGCCAGCGCGUCUGCGUCUGCCUCUGCUCCCGCCGCCGGCGGGCCGUCUCCCGGUCCUGUUCCGGGCAUCUCUCUCCUUUCAAAUGCGCUCUCUGCCCAGCCUGGACCAAGAAGGGGUUUGUGUGCAGGCUGCAUGGGGUCGAGCGUUGUCGGCUCGCAGGCGCCGCCGGCGCUGAGGGAAGGAGACGAAGGGCGCCAAGGGACGUCUGUCUCCUCGGCAGGGAGAAACGUUGCGCAGGAAACGGCUUCUUCGGCGAACGGCGCUGGGCACCCGGCGCCACAGGCGUCUUUGCCUGUCCAGGACCGACUUCGCUAG
Molecule: messenger RNA, 2448 nt
Organism: Neospora caninum
Lineage: Eukaryota; Apicomplexa; Conoidasida; Eucoccidiorida; Sarcocystidae
Product: putative Ras family domain-containing protein
Exons: 14
Coding region: 1-2448 (815 amino acids)
Molecular function (GO): GTP binding; GTPase activity; protein binding
Source: RefSeq, a predicted model, not a curated record